Coregonus clupeaformis (lake whitefish) is the source of this 2645-nucleotide messenger RNA. Its product is annotated as extracellular matrix protein A-like. Bases 1 to 2097 code for a protein of 698 amino acids. NCBI's taxonomy places the organism in Eukaryota, Metazoa, Chordata, Actinopteri, Salmoniformes, Salmonidae. The record is from RefSeq and is a predicted model, not a curated record. The transcript has 3 exons.
AUGUCUGGCGAAAACAAAACACUGCCUUCCACAUAUGGGCAGGUUUCCUGGACACAGAUUAAUCAUAGUCCUAUAGUUCAGGUUAAUCAUAUUCCUAUAGUUCAGGUUAAUCUGUGUCCUAUAGUUCAGAUUCAUCAUAGUCCUAUAGUUCAGAUUAAUCAUAGUCCUAUAGUUCAGAUUAAUCAUAGUCCUAUAGUUCAGAUUAAUCAUAGUCCUAUAGUUCAGAUUAAUCAUAGUCCUAUAGUUCAGGUUAAUCUUAGUCCUAUAGUUCAGGUUAAUCAUAGUCCUAUAGUUCAGGUUAAUCAUAUUCAUAUAGUUCAGGUUAAUCAUAGUCCUAUAGUUCAGGUUAAUCAUAGUCCUAUAGUUCAGGUUAAUCAUAGUCCUAUAGUUCAGGUUAAUCAUAGUCCUAUAGUUCAGGUUAAUCAUAGUCCUAUAGUUCAGGUUAAUCAUAGUCCUAUAGUUCAGGUUAAUCAUAGUCCUAUAGUUCAGGUUAAUCAUAUUCCUAUAGUUCAGGUUAAUCAUAGUCCUAUAGUUCAGAUUAAUCAUAGUCCUAUAGUUCAGGUUAAUCAUAGUCCUAUAGUUCAGAUUAAUCAUAGUCCUAUAGUUCAGGUUAAUCUUAGUCCUAUAGUUCAGGUUAAUCAUAGUCCUAUAGUUCAGGUUAAUCAUAUUCCUAUAGUUCAGGUUAAUCAUAGUCCUAUAGUUCAGGUUAAUCAUAGUCCUAUAGUUCAGGUUAAUCAUAGUCCUAUAGUUCAGGUUAAUCAUAGUCCUAUAGUUCAGGUUAAUCAUAGUCCUAUAGUUCAGGUUAAUCAUAGUCCUAUAGUUCAGGUUAAUCAUAGUCCUAUAGUUCAGAUUAAUCAUAGUCCUAUAGUUCAGGUUAAUCAUAGUCCUAUAGUUCAGGUUAAUCAUAGUCCUAUAGUUCAGGUUAAUCAUAUUCAUAUAGUUCAGGUUAAUCAUAGUCCUAUAGUUCAGGUUAAUCAUAGUCCUAUAGUUCAGGUUAAUCAUAGUCCUAUAGUUCAGGUUAAUCAUAGUCCUAUAGUUCAGGUUAAUCAUAGUCCUAUAGUUCAGGUUAAUCAUAGUCCUAUAGUUCAGGUUAAUCAUAGUCCUAUAGUUCAGGUUAAUCAUAGUCCUAUAGUUCAGAUUAAUCAUAGUCCUAUAGUUCAGGUUAAUCAUAGUCCUAUAGUUCAGAUUAAUCAUAGUCCUAUAGUUCAGGUUAAUCUUAGUCCUAUAGUUCAGGUUAAUCAUAGUCCUAUAGUUCAGGUUAAUCAUAUUCCUAUAGUUCAGGUUAAUCAUAGUCCUAUAGUUCAGGUUAAUCAUAGUCCUAUAGUUCAGAUUAAUCAUAGUCCUAUAGUUCAGGUUAAUCAUAGUCCUAUAGUUCAGAUUAAUCAUAGUCCUAUAGUUCAGGUUAAUCAUAGUCCUAUAGUUCAGGUUAAUCAUAGUCCUAUAGUUCAGAUUAAUCAUAGUCCUAUAGUUCAGGUUAAUCAUAGUCCUAUAGUUCAGGUUAAUCAUAGUCCUAUAGUUCAGGUUAAUCAUAUUCAUAUAGUUCAGGUUAAUCAUAGUCCUAUAGUUCAGGUUAAUCAUAGUCCUAUAGUUCAGGUUAAUCAUAGUCCUAUAGUUCAGGUUAAUCAUAGUCCUAUAGUUCAGGUUAAUCAUAGUCCUAUAGUUCAGGUUAAUCAUAGUCCUAUAGUUCAGGUUAAUCAUAGUCCUAUAGUUCAGGUUAAUCAUAGUCCUAUAGUUCAGAUUAAUCAUAGUCCUAUAGUUCAGGUUAAUCAUAGUCCUAUAGUUCAGAUUAAUCAUAGUCCUAUAGUUCAGGUUAAUCUUAGUCCUAUAGUUCAGGUUAAUCAUAGUCCUAUAGUUCAGGUUAAUCAUAUUCCUAUAGUUCAGGUUAAUCAUAGUCCUAUAGUUCAGGUUAAUCAUAGUCCUAUAGUUCAGAUUAAUCAUAGUCCUAUAGUUCAGGUUAAUCAUAGUCCUAUAGUUCAGAUUAAUCAUAGUCCUAUAGUUCAGAUUAAUCAUAGUCCUAUAGUUCAGAUUAAUCAUAGUCCUAUAGUUCAGGUUAAUCUGUGUCCGGGAAAACGGACCUGUAAGUAUAUGGUCUACUAAUAACAAUCUGUGUUGCUGUAAGUCAUCAUGACAGGGAAAGGUACCUCAACUUGGAUAGAGACAUACUAUAUCAUGCUACUAAUGACUCAUUGAUUUAGACCAGGGGGUAGGAGACCCUAUUCCUGCAGGAUAUUGUUCCAACUAGGCACCACACCUGACCAACUGAGCUAAUGGAUCAGGUUCAGCCUAAAUUCAACACACCUGGUCUUCAUGCUGCACUCCAUGACCAGGUUUGCCAGCCCCUGAUUUAGACUGUCGAUCAAAGUCCUGGAUAAGCGCUGCUAUUGGUCACCUAUAAAUAAUUCAUUUCGGCACCUUCACUACUAUCAACACAAUAAAUAAAGCAUAAUAAUAUCUUAAAAUCUUGAACCACAAUCUUCCCUUCUUUUCACAGCAAUUCAGCUCUUUCGCAAUUCAUCUUUCUUUGACAUCCUCUCUUCUCACCUCCUUCUCAAAUCUCACAAGAAAAUCAGAGGAGAGCGACUCUUCCAAUAAGGAGGCAAGGAGAAGGAACGCAAGGAAUCACGGAAAUACAAAUUGAGAGACAA